Messenger RNA from Cuculus canorus (common cuckoo), 4543 nucleotides. RefSeq names its product ADP ribosylation factor like GTPase 3 (gene ARL3). Lineage: Eukaryota; Metazoa; Chordata; Aves; Cuculiformes; Cuculidae. Gene Ontology annotation, biological process: cilium assembly. Bases 122 to 670 code for a protein of 182 amino acids. The record is from RefSeq and is a predicted model, not a curated record. Gene Ontology annotation, molecular function: GTPase activity; GTP binding. Gene Ontology annotation, cellular component: cytoplasm; microtubule cytoskeleton. The transcript has 6 exons.
CGGGGCUUCCCUCAGUGGGCGGGGCGCGCGCCGUACGCACGGCGGGAAGCGGUGGUGACGCCGUGCGUGGCGGCGGCGUGUGUGACGCAGUUGCCCAUGGUAACCCCGGGCCGCGCCGAGGAUGGGUUUAUUGUCGAUCCUGCGUAAACUGAAAAGCACCCCAGACCAAGAGGUGAGGAUCCUCCUCUUGGGACUGGAUAAUGCAGGCAAGACCACGCUCCUGAAACAGCUGGCAUCUGAGGACAUCAGCCACAUCACACCAACACAGGGCUUUAACAUCAAAAGUGUACAGUCUCAAGGCUUCAAGCUGAACGUAUGGGACAUAGGCGGACAGAGGAAGAUCAGGCCGUACUGGAGAAACUAUUUUGAAAACACUGAUAUCCUUAUCUAUGUCAUUGACAGUGCAGAUAGGAAGAGGUUUGAAGAAACGGGUCAGGAGCUGGCUGAGCUUUUGGAUGAAGAAAAGCUUAGUGGAGUCCCUGUGCUCGUAUUCGCUAACAAGCAGGAUUUGCUGACGGCUGCCCCUGCUUCAGAGAUUGCCGAGGGACUGAACCUACACACAAUCCGGGACAGAGUCUGGCAGAUCCAGUCUUGUUCAGCUCUUUCAGGAGAGGGAGUACAGGACGGCAUGAACUGGGUGUGCAAAAAUGUCAAUGCUAAGAAGAAAUAAAGCAUUCUGAGCUGCAUGGAAAUGGAGGAGCGGUGGGAGCAGAAUUCUAGCCUGAAAACACUAAUUUGCUGCUUUCUGACCAAAUGUUUUUCCAUCUGUGCACAGCUACAGCUGUUAAAAGAGAAAAAAAAAGAGAGAAAAAAAGGGAACAACAUCGGUUAAAACCUACACUGCUGGAUUUGGAACUUGACCUGCUCUUUUUAGUAUCGUUUUUUAUCCCAAUAAAGGAAUUAUGUAUUUCCUCCCUACGCAUAAAAUAGUAUUAAAUGUCUGAUUAGCAAGCACGUCUUUAAGCAGAAGCAAGACUGUGAUUCAGUGUGGAACAGAGGGAGUGGUGAGUUACUGUAGUUGCUUAGAUUCAGAGGACCUGCCCUAUACGUGCAGGUUUGCGGUUGCUGAGGACAUGCUCAGGUGUCAGUCACAGCUUCCCCUCAGUGACAGAAAAAAUGCGGUUGUGUUACCAGUUGUGUGUAGUUUCUUAAAAUAAAGCUGCUAAGGAGUCAUUUGUGUAACGAGGAUAGAAGACUUUCACAUAUUCCUAUAGCCAUAAAAGAGGAGUUUGCUCAUAACGAGGUACUGUUGCAUUGCGACACCACUGUAGAAGGGAGAGAAGGGUUAUAUGUGUAUAGUUGAAGCUCUUUACAGUUGGAAUAAUGCAGGAUGAGCAUGCCUUGGGCUUUUCUCGCAGUUGAAGGAGAAUUUAGCCCAGCAUUUCACCUUGAGCCAGCAAAAACGUGGUUCCCAUGUUCAGUAAGUUCCAUAUGUGAGAUUAGUCUUGAUGUUGAAUAAUCCCUGUUGAUUUUCCCUUGAUGUUAAGGCAACUCUGCAGCAAAAUGCAAUUAAGUCCAUGAUUACUUUCUAGAAUGAGAUACCAGGUCCCAGGUUUCCUUUUUGAAAUGUGCAAAAUAUAUCUCCAACCCUCUUUCCUCGCAGGCCUUGCCUAGCGCUUGGGAGGAUGCAGGGGACUGCCCAUGGCGGGUUGCCUGCCCAGGGCCUGAGGUACCCCAGCCCAGUGGUGGCUGCAGAUUGUCCUGGUGAAGGGUGAGGAUCCUAAUGAACAGCAGAUGAGGGAUGCUCUUUAAAACCAGGAUUCAUUCUUCCCAAAAUUGGCUUUCCCCUGAAAGGAUGCAGUUGCUGAAAUAGCAAAGAGAAUGUGUUUUCCACCUCCUUGUUCCUGAUUCAAAUCUAGCCCCAGCUGACAGUGAGCGGGAGUCAUUAGCACGCCAAAGCAGCCACGUCCUGCAUGAAGCAAGCUUGGUGACUCCCGGGCCAGUUUCUAAUGCACAGAUGGUAAAAUAAUCCCACUGCCCUGCUUGCCAGCUUUGUUUGCUGCCUGCCUGCGAAAGGCCAGGGAAUGACUAGGGACUGCACUACCCUUUCCACCUCUUGGAGACGGACCGGUGGGCAGUAUGGGGAAAGCUGCGUGUACUAAAGCAUGUGGCUUUACCACGCGUCAGCGAGUUGACUCAUGGACCCAGGCAGACGGCUGACACCCCUGGAGCUCCCAGCUCUUUGCUCCUCCCUUCCCCUGGACGUCUCCACCUCACGGCAGAAACAUCUGCACUGUGCGCAAAGCAGCCCCUGGCCGCCUACGUGCUACAGCCCAGCAGAUUAAAAUCAUCUGGCGCCGAUUCCAGAUCCCCCCAUACAUCAGGAUGUACAGUAGCGGUUCGGGGGUUGAUCUGCGUGUAGUUCAGCUGUCUGCUGUGGCUGGGGGCAGAGGGACAGCUGGGACAGCAACUGCGUUAGCAAUCCAACUUUAAUCUGCCUGUGUCCGUGAGUCAGCACCCUCUGAGUGCAUCUGCCUCCAACACGGAGGCAGGACAUGCAUACCGGAGUAGCACAGCCGUGCUUUAUAAGCCAGAUGACUACGAAAGAAGGAAAGGCAGGCUCAAGUGAGCUGUUAAGCAAUCGCUAAUGACACAGAGUGACACAGCUCCUGCUUUGCAUGGAUUGAGAAAGCAGUCAUAAGAUGAGAUGCUCAUUUAAACAUAGCUCGUUCUGUAACUCCCAACUGCAGUGGCUUAUCAGGAACCCCAGGAAUCCGAGCACUGCAAGUUCCUGGGUCAGCCCAAGGAGGAGAAAUGCAUACCAGCUUCACCUUUUUCUUGCAAUUAAUGCAUUUGCCUGGUGCAAGCACUGUAAUGAGUUGCAGCCCUUUCUCGGAGACACACUUCAUGCUGGCUGUAUGGCAGAGCUUUGUGACAGAUACUCCUGUGCUUUGGAUUUGCCCACACUGCAUGCCAGGUGCAGAAUGAAAUGCUUGGGUACCACUCCUCUGGCCCAGGCAGGGCAGAGCACAGUCCCCUCGGGGAGGGCUUGGGUGCUGAUCCUUCUCUCUUGCAAAGAAAUUGAGUAGCUGCUUCCCUGCUCCCUACUUUUUUACCAGUGUCAAACUUACCCUGUGACACCCAACCUGUGUCACAGUCAGCUUUAUAGAUAUAAAAAGUAUGCAGUAGGGCAAUUUAGGGUUUUUUUAGGCUCACAUUGGUUAAACUUCAAAAUGUGUGUGGAAUAAAUAUAUAGUAUUUUUCCUGUCGCUCUAGUUUGGAAGGAAAAUUUGCCUUACUGAACUCAGGAUGUGUUUGCUGGCUCAUUCGUUAUGUUUGCAUGUAGCUUCACAUAUUGGCUGCGUGCACCUGGACCAGCCAGAGCUUCACCUGUAAUCCAGUAGAUUAAUUUGGUUUACCUGUGCCAGGUAGUGAGAGAGGAAGACCAUGAGAGAGAGGGUUCAAAUGAAUAUGACUUAAGUAAAUCAUGCUGCAGUGAUGUCUGUAAAUGCUCUGUGUAUUGCAAACUUCUCUCUGUACGUUGACCUAGUGAAAAUGUGAAAGGAUUUGAGGUUCUGUUCACUUGCCACUCCUUAUCUCAACACAUUUACAUCCGCUAUAGCCUCCGCAGGGCUCAGCUCUCUUCCCUCAGCAGCAUCUGGCUAAAUACCACCUGUAAAACUGGCUGGGGCCAGCCUAAACACCGUUCAGCAACACCACAGCCGCUUGAGCCCUGUUUGGUUUAUGGUAACUGCAUACGCGAUGCUUUGUCCUUCCAACUCUGCCUGCUUUGCCCUCUUUUAAGUGAGAUUCAGGAGAAGCAAACUGUCUCAUUGGUAUGGGUGGAGCUCUGCCACAUGUCGCAUCAAUUCAUAGAUUUUUAGAACAAGAAAGGACUGUUACAUUCCUCUCUCCUGACCUCGUGUGUAACACAGCCCAUUAAAUGCCACCCCGGCGGCACGCUGGCUUGUGGUUGAAAUAGAGCACGUUGGGUAGGAAGCCUCACAGCCUUGAUUUAAAGGCUUGAGGUGAGAGAUCCGCCCUAAGUUUGUUGCAGGGGUUAAUUCCCCUCCUGCAGGGGAUUUGUCUUGCUUCACUUUCACAUCGUUAAAUCUGGUUUUACCUUUGAGAUAGAUGAGAGGAAUGCAUCUCCUGCCCCUUGGUGUUCUUGGGAGGGGAGAGAUGAUGGAGAAGUGACAUUCUCCAUUGGAGACCAUGGGUCCAAGCCCCUGCUCCAACUGCAAACGCUGGACCUGGGGACUUGUGUCCUCCUCCAGCGACAGCCACAUCCCUCCGUUGCAGCUGUGAUGAAGACGGUCUGUCCCUGCCCCCCAAGAACACUUGCCAAAGCUUCAUGCAACCUCCUUCUCCUCCUCCCCCACGUUGCUUCUUGCACACUAACGACUUCUUCCUCUGUCAAAAAUAUAACUGAUGACCGGACUUUUAAAAUUAAGUGUACUGGGAUGAGACCAGGCCACUCAGACUGGCCCCUGCCCCACAGGGUUUGCUCUUCUGCAGAAGCAAAAGGUGGCGCCUAUUGCAUUCCCUCGGCCGGCCAGGUCCACACAAGCUCUUUCUUUUAUGUUCCCUUUUUUAAUUUCAC